AUGCAGCACUACCCCGUCGACGAUCCCUACGAAAGGGAACCUCUGGGAUCCUACGGUGGCCAACCUGACGGCCCCGGUCGUCACGCCGCCGUGCCGUACGACGGAUACCCCCAGUCGGCGUCGCCCUACUACGAUGAUGCCUCGUCGCGGAACCAGGCCCCGUACCACCCAGGCGGCUCGCGAGGCCCCCAAGACUACCCUCGACCUUCAAACACACCCGCGCGAGGUCUGCCGAACAACGGCCAGGCGCCUCUACCGCCGCCGCACGGCGACCACGGCUACUACGGCAACGGUAGAGGCCGGCCACCCCAGGACGGCCCCUCGUCGUACGGCCAACCCGCCGCCGCCGGAGGCAUGGCCGCCAUAGCCUAUUCCGUCGCCGACCGGUCCGAUCUCGAGGUCAUGCACCCCGGACACAUCCCCCCUCCCCCCUCGCGGACCCAGCAGCUCGCUCCGAGGGGACAGUACAUGCCGUACAACGGCGGCGGCGGCGGCGGCGGCGGCGGCUACCCGUACGACCCCAACCAACCUCGCGGCCCCGACCAGGAUUCGCACUCGAGCCUCAACCCCUUCGGCACUCCCCUGGGCACCGGCUCCGGCACUCACUCCCCGGCACGGAGCGUGCGCAGCCUGGGCUUCAACGAUUCGUACGCCGAUGACCCGUACCAGCAAUCCGCCAGACCCCAGCACAACCACACGCUGGGCGUGGUGAAUCCCAACGAAAUCGACGACGACGGAGACGACGGCAUCCAAUACGCAACUCGCCCGCAGCGAGCCGCGUCCCCGAGCUCCCACUCGAACCGAGGAGUUCCCGCCUCCAUCGGUCCCGCCGCCGCCGUGGGCGGUGCGGCCGCGGCGGGAGGGGCGGCCGGCCUCAUGAGCAGCAGAGGCGGCAGCGGUGGCCGUGUUUACGACGCCGGCGCCCAGCGAGACGGGGAAAAGCCGUCGGCCUGGAUGGCCGAGGAGAAGGGCCGCAGCAAGAAGUGGAAGUGGAUCAUCAUCAUCGUCGUCAUCCUCGCCGUCGUCGGCGGCAUCGUCGGCGGCGUCCUCGGUGCCGUCGUCGGCGGCAACAAGAAGGAUGCCGCCGGAGGGGGUAAUUCCGGCGAGUCGGCGGCCGAUGACACCAAGAAGAACGGCGAUCUCGACAUCAACAGCUCCGAGAUCAAGGAGCUCAUGAACAACCCGGCGCUGCACAAGGUCUUCCCCGGCAUGGACUACACGCCCCUCAACACGCAGUACCCCGACUGCCUGGAGAACCCGCCGUCGCAGAACAACGUCACGCGCGACGUGGCCAUCCUGAGCCAGCUGACCAACAAGAUUCGCCUCUACGGCACCGACUGCAACCAGACGCAGAUGCUCAUCCACGCCGUCAACCAGCUCAAGCUGACCGACCAAGUCAAGAUCUGGCUCGGCGUCUGGCAGGACGGCAACGCGACGACCAACAGCCGCCAGCUGGCCCAGAUGUGGGACAUCCUCGACGAGUACGGCGAGAAGCCGUUCGAGGGCGUCAUCGUCGCCAACGAAAUCCUCUUCCGCGAGGAGAUGACCAUCACCACCCUCGGCCAGGUCCUCGACAAGGUGCGGACCAACCUCACGGCCAAGAAGAUCAACCUCCCCGUCGCCACGUCGGACCUGGGCGACGACUGGACCAAGGAGCUCGGCGACGACAGCGACUACAUCAUGGCCAACAUCCACCCCUUCUUCGCCGGCGUCGCGGCCGACAAGGCUGCCAGCUGGACCUGGAGCUUCUGGAAGAACAAGGACGGCCCGUUUUGGAAGUCGGACAAGCAGAAGAACGUCAUCUCGGAGACGGGAUGGCCGAGCGGCGGAGGCAAGAGCUGCGGCAGCGACCAGACGACGUCGUGCUCGCCCGGUUCCGUUGCCGGCAUCGACGAGAUGAACCAGUUCAUGGCGGACUGGGUGUGUGCGGCGCUCGACAACGGCACAAACUACUUUUGGUUCGAGGCCUUUGACGAGCCGUGGAAGGUCCGUUUCAACACCAAGGGCAAGGAAUGGGAGGACAAAUGGGGCCUCAUGGACACGAGCCGGAGACUCAAGGACGGCAUCAAAAUCCCCGACUGCGGCGGCAAGACGGUCUCUUGA
Messenger RNA from Drechmeria coniospora, 2103 nucleotides. Its product is annotated as cell wall glucanase. Bases 1 to 2103 code for a protein of 700 amino acids. Gene Ontology annotation, molecular function: 1,3-beta-glucanosyltransferase activity; glucan endo-1,3-beta-D-glucosidase activity. The transcript is spliced from 3 exons. Gene Ontology annotation, cellular component: cell surface; extracellular region; fungal-type cell wall. The record is from RefSeq and is a predicted model, not a curated record. Lineage: Eukaryota; Fungi; Ascomycota; Sordariomycetes; Hypocreales; Ophiocordycipitaceae. Gene Ontology annotation, biological process: cell wall organization.